AUGCACAUCUCACGAUUCACACGAAUUAUCAACACAUCUCUGAGACAACCGCAUCUGGUCCGGAGCUUUGCAAUACAACAUCGCGCACGUCGUUUUGUCCCGACUUUCGACCCCUACUCUUACUCGCGAGGACGCUGGCUAGACCGAGACGAACAACGACAGAAGGCCAGAAGACGGGAAUUCAACUUUGACGCUUUGCUGGACGUGGCGGUGAAAUGCAGUGUCGGUGCUCGUCAAGUUGUGGCCUGUGAGAAAAGAGAAGGCGGAUUCAAUCGUGUGUUUGUCAUCGAGUUUGACAAUGGAGCAAAGGUUGUUGCCAAAGUGCCCAUGCAAUACGCUGGUCCAACUGCUUUGACGACAAUGUCGGAAGUGGCGACCUUGAGAUAUGUGAAGGACAAGACAUCUGUGCCUGUCCCUCAGAUCCUCGCAUGGAGCUCGAAAUCUGAAAGCGGAUCCGUGGGCACCGAAUAUAUCAUCAUGGAACACAUGUCUGGCGUCGCUCUGAAAGACAACUGGAGCCAGAUGACCGAGCUACAGCAAAUUCAGGUCAUCGAAUCCAUAGGGAUACUUGUGAAAGAACUUUGCGCUCUCAACUUUACAGCAUAUGGCUCGCUUUACCUCAAUACAGCAGCAGAGAAGCCCUCAGAGGCGCACGCCAUUGAUGAUGAGUAUUGCAUUGGUCCACAUUGUGGUCGACAAUUCUGGGGGUAUAAUGAUGACCUCGCAACUCAAGUCGCGAUCCCUCUGGGGUGUCAAGGUCCAUGGCAAGCCUUGUCUACCUUGUUCGCAGAUCUCACCAGUAUCAGCGAGGUAACUGUCCAGCAGCGUGGAUCUUCUUCUUCUUCUUCUUCUUCCCAAGAAGAAAAAGUGGUUGUGGAAGAUCAUCUGCGGCUUCUGGAGACGAGUAGGAAGAUGUUAGAAGUCGUUGGGAACACUACAACCUUCCAGGAGGAGUUCUGCAGUCCUGCACUGCUACACCCCGACUUAAACGCACGCAACAUCUUCGUCGACCCGGACGAUCCGACCAAGAUUUUGGGUAUCAUUGACUGGCAGUCCGCUGCCAUUGAGCCUGCUUUUGUUCAUGCUGUCGACCCGCCGGAUUUCGCCUCGGAGCCAGUAUUAGACAAGACACUCGACGCCGACGCCCUCGGUGAUGAGUCCUCCCACGAGAUCCAAACCCACGCUCAACGCUGCAAAAAAACUUGGGGCGUCAUGGCUUCUAUUUGUCCCAAAUUGGGCAAAACUUCAACUUUCAACCCUAAUCUCUGCCGCUAUCUUGCCGGCGUGAUUUCAGGAUGUUCUGAUGAUGCGACUGUUCUUCGUUCGUUACUGACCAAUACGAGCCAUGAGUGGAGCGAGCUUGACGUUCCAGAGGACAUACAAUGUCCCUACCAACCCACCCCCUCAGAAACAAAAUCCCUGAAUAUACAACUCGACCACCAAGAAUCCACGCAACGCCUGCGCGCGUAUCUCUCCAGAUUAUUACGCUGUGAAACAGAUGGCUGGAUCGAAGAAGAAAAAUGGAACGAGGAUCUCAUUUCUGUCUAUCGAGAGCAAUAUGCUGGGUUUGUGAGUGCUUGCAUCGCUAGUCGGGAAGGGGACGAAAGUGAAGCAGACGCGCGAAAGAAUGCGGAGAAGUUGUGGCCGUUUGAUUUGAGAUGA
Molecule: messenger RNA, 1662 nt
Organism: Sphaerulina musiva SO2202
Lineage: Eukaryota; Fungi; Ascomycota; Dothideomycetes; Mycosphaerellales; Mycosphaerellaceae
Exons: 4
Coding region: 1-1662 (553 amino acids)
Cellular component (GO): mitochondrion
Source: RefSeq, a predicted model, not a curated record